GGUCUCUGGCCCCUCCCAAGGACCAUGCCGCAGCCCCACUGACCCAGGAGCAGGAGCCUGAGGGCAGGGAACCUGGAAUGGGCUGUGUGUUCUGCAAGAAGGUGGAGCCCGGGCCCAAGGAGGAUGCUGGCCUGGAAGGGAACUUCAGGGGCUACGGGGCAGCAGACGGCACAGCAGACCGCUAUGGCCCCGACCCCACUCUGGCCCGGCCUGCGUCCUCCUUUGCACACAUCCCCAACUACAGCAACUUGUCCCCUCAGCCCGCCAGCCCCGCCUUCCUCGAUGGUGGCACCAUCAGAGGCAUCUCAGGGACCGGGGUGACCCAGUUCAUUGCCCUGUAUGACUAUGAGGCCCGGACAGAGGAUGACCUCACCUUCACCAAGGGUGAGAAGUUCCACAUCCUGAACAACACUGAAGGUGACUGGUGGGAGGCUCGGUCCCUCAGCUCUGGACAAACUGGCUACAUUCCCAGCAACUAUGUGGCCCCUGCGGACUCCAUCCAGGCUGAAGAGUGAGUGGGGACUGGGGGAAGGCCAGCCCUGCAGGAGGAUCACUUGAGCCCAGGAAGUCCCCAGCCUUUCGGGCCUCUUCCAAAGCGAUCCUUCACCGCAGGCGCCUACUCCCUGUCCAUCCGUGAUUGGGACCAGACCAGAGGCGAUCACGUGAAGCAUUACAAGAUCCGCAAGCUGGACACGGGCGGUUACUACAUCACCACGCGGGCCCAGUUCGACUCGGUGCAGGAGCUGGUGCAGCACUACAUCGAGGUGAAUGACGGGCUGUGCCACCUGCUCACGGCGCCUUGCACCACCAUGAAGCCGCAGACGCUGGGCCUGGCCAAGGACGCCUGGGAGAUCAGCCGCAGCUCCAUCGCGCUCGAGCGCCGGCUGGGCACCGGCUGCUUCGGGGAUGUGUGGCUGGGCACGUGGAACGGCAGCACAAAAGUGGCAGUGAAGACUCUGAAGCCGGGCACCAUGUCCCCGAAGGCCUUCCUGGAGGAGGCGCAGGUCAUGAAGCUGCUGCGGCACGACAAGCUGGUGCAGCUGUAUGCCGUGGUGUCCGAAGAGCCCAUCUACAUCGUGACAGAGUUCAUGUGCCACGGUAGCUUGCUGGAGUUCCUCAAGGACCGGGAGGGUCAGGGUUUGAGCCUGCCCCAGUUGGUGGACAUGGCAGCCCAGGUAGCUGCGGGCAUGGCCUACAUGGAACGCAUGAACUAUAUCCACCGUGACCUGAGGGCAGCCAACAUCCUGGUGGGGGAGCGGCUGGUGUGCAAGAUCGCCGACUUCGGGCUGGCCCGCCUCAUCGAGGAUGACGAGUACAACCCCCAACAAGGGGCCAAGUUCCCCAUCAAGUGGACGGCCCCAGAGGCUGCCAUCUUUGGCAGAUUCACCAUCAAGUCAGAUGUGUGGUCCUUUGGGAUCUUGCUCACUGAACUCAUCAGCAAGGGCCGAGUCCCCUACCCAGGCAUGAAUAACCGGGAAGUGUUGGAACAGGUGGAGCACGGCUACCACAUGCCAUGCCCCCUAGGCUGCCCAGUGUCCCUGUAUGAGGUCAUGGAGCAGACCUGGCGUCUGGAUCCAGAGGAGAGGCCUACCUUCGAGUACCUGCAGUCCUUCCUGGAGGACUACUUCACCUCCACGGAACCACAGUACCAGCCUGGGGAUCAUACAUAGCCUGUUCAGACAUCAACCACAUCUCUGGCGGUGCCCACCAGCCUUUGCCAAUCCCCAGGGCUCUUGUCCCAAAGCCCUCAGGCUUAGAACCUUAUAGAGUCUUAGAAUGUCAGAGGAGUUGGGGUGCUCUGACACCAUCUAGGGCAACCCACUCAUUUUACAGAUGGGACAAAUGGAAGCUCAGAGCUCAUCCUUCACCCCCCUCCAGCCCCAAGCACUAGCUCUCCCCUUCUGACUUGGGCCCCUACAUGGCCACUAGCCUCUCUCUCCUCACCUCCUUCAAAUGCUCAGAUGUUGUCUAGUUAUUUAUAAAACUGUAUAUCUCUCCCCUCACCUAUCUCCCUACCCUCCUAUCAUCCUACUCUGGUCCAGGUGCCAAGAAUUUGCCUCCUAUUGUCAAUCUUUUGUGUCUGUGAGUUACAAAAACAGAAGGUCUUUGCUGGAGCCCUUUCCUGCUGGGUGGAUGCUGUGGUCCAAGACUGGGGCCAAGACACACGUUUGAGGGUGAGGGUUGCUGAGGGUUUGCCACCUCUCUCAAUAGUGUGUGUGUGUGUGUGUGUGUGUGUGUGUGUGUGUGUGUGUGUUUAUUGAUUUUAUAAAUAAGGAAAAUAACAAUAUGAAUCCUUGAGCCAUGAAAUUCCCUUGAACCUUCCUUUGGGAGGGAUGGUGGUCAAUGGGAGGUGAACAGGACAGGUGGGGCUAUUUCGAGCAGCAGGGGAAAUGAGAGAAUGCCCUGAUGCCUAGCAAGCACAGGGCACUCAAGGUGUGGAGUUUUAGGACUCCCAAAAGUCUCACUGCUCAUCCCCAUGUGAAUUGAAGAUGAGUUGAAAGGUACAUAGAGAAGACAGGCAAUUGGAGAUAUAUCAAAAUGUCCCUUUAUUGAUACUGAUAUAGCCUUCAAUCUGUGCACAAUGGUUUUGCUAAUUCUUUACCUGAUUUCAGCAGAUUUACCAUUCAUCGCAGUCACAACAGGACAACCUUAGGCCUCCCUCAACAGGGGCAGGCAAGAAGGCUACAGUGGACCCUCUACAGCUGUCAGAUUCCCCAAAAAAGGACAGAGGGAGGGGAGCAAAAGGGAGAGACUUGAAGGUUAGUUUAGCCUGUUGGAUCUUCCUAGAGGAGUUCUGCCCCCAAGGGAGCUUUUGGAGAGGUUUGGAGGCAGUUUUGUUUGUCACAAUGGCUGGGGGCUCCUACUGGCAUUUAGGGGGCCAGGAUCAGGGACGCCAAACAACCUACAAUGCACCUGUGCAAUGGCAAAUUGUCUGACCCCCACUCCCCCUUUGAGAAACUCUGGCAGCUGACAUGCCUCCAUGUGGAAACGAGGAGCAGAGAAUAAGGAUUCCCACCUCUCCUGCCGGGAAAUGUUUGUUGACCUUCUGACUUAAUAAGGGAAUGGACAGGGAAGGAGUCUGGGAGUCUGGGAUUCACUGCUGCAAUUGGUGAACAAUUACUAAGCAUGACUCUGUGAAGCAUUGACUCUUUGUUAAGCAGGACCUUGGGAACACAAACACGAAUAAGAUCCGUCCCUGCCCUGGAGGAGUUCAUAGACAGGCAGGGGAGAAAAAUAGUAGUGAUAGUAACUCAUUUAUUAUUAAGUGUCUGCUGAAUGUCAGAUGUGUUUACAUCCAUCUUUUCAUUUAAUCCAGUCUUGAGCCUAGUUCUAUGAUUAGCCCCAUUUGUAGAUGAGAAAACUGAGGAUCAGGGGUGAUAUGAUGUACCAAGGUCACAUAUCUGUAUGUGACAGAGCUGGGAUUUGAACCCAGGUCUUACACCAAAGCUCUUGGUCUUUCUACUAGACCUCGUUGCCUCUAGGCUCUGUCCUGUGUGUGUAUGUGUGUGUGUGUGAGAGAGAGAGGGAGAGAUCCUCCCUCCUCUAGUUAUUGGUAGAAAGAUUCCCUGGGACCCCACCCCCCAUGUUGAGUGGCCUAAAGGAAAGGGGGACAAGGUGGUCAGUGCAGAUUGAGAGUUCCCUGUACCCAGCCCCGUACUGGGGGCUGAUAAAUGGGAGAAAUAAUAUGGAGAGAGACCAAAUGGCUCUUUGGAAAGAUUGUCAUAGGGGUGGGAGCCUUAGCUCUGUCUGCACACUCUCAGUGGCUAAGGCUUCCUGAGGGCCAUAGUUUCUGCCCAAAAAAACUCACAAGAGCCUGAGGUAUAAGCCAGAGGCCAGUGUUUCUACCUGCCAAGGAGUAAGCAGAUAAGAGCACAGCCCUGGAGCUGUCCUGCCUGGUGUGAAUCCUGCUUCCACCACUCACUAGCUGUGUGAAGUUGUGCGAGUUAUUAAUCUCGCCAAGCCUCAAUUAACUCAUCUGCGAAAUAGCAAUAAAAUGCUCAAUACCUGUUAGCUCUCUUUGUCUCUACCAUUUACAAAUUGUUUAUUCUGUGCCAGGCAUCCUGCUA
Molecule: messenger RNA, 4067 nt
Organism: Propithecus coquereli (Coquerel's sifaka)
Lineage: Eukaryota; Metazoa; Chordata; Mammalia; Primates; Indriidae
Gene: FGR
Product: FGR proto-oncogene, Src family tyrosine kinase
Exons: 12
Biological process (GO): innate immune response; integrin-mediated signaling pathway; cell surface receptor protein tyrosine kinase signaling pathway
Cellular component (GO): extrinsic component of cytoplasmic side of plasma membrane
Molecular function (GO): signaling receptor binding; ATP binding; non-membrane spanning protein tyrosine kinase activity
Source: RefSeq, a predicted model, not a curated record